AUGGCGGACGUUGUCAUAUUACGAUAUUUGUUCACAUUUCUAUUGAUAAAUGCUUGCUGUGCAGGGCUACCUGGCUUGGACGAAGAUGAGGUGUCAGGCAGCACACAGGAGCCUGAAUCACAGCAUAAUGAUGACCCGAUCACAAUUGAAAAGAUGAUGGUACAGCAACCAAGGAGGAGGAAAUUUCAAAAAAGGUACAAAUGCCACCAAUGUGAGCCUCCAGAAUGUGGAUCAUCAAAAGAAGAGAUAUGUCACGACGCGCUGUACUGCUUCAAGUCGUCAGUGCGCGCGUCCGAUGGAGAGCUGCGCCACUCGCGCGGGUGCUCCACGCAAAGGGAUCACUAUCAGUUCACUUGUAGGACUAAUACUCCGCAGCAGAGCCUCCGCAAGCGUCAUGCAGGUCUCCACAACAUAUCAUGUUGCCAGGGCGACCUGUGCAACGCUGGUAACUUCCCCGAGCUCGCCCCGCUGGCUGACACGGCUAUAGAGCCGCUGCCCUCCAAUGCUUGGAAGCUGUGGGCCAGUGUGGCUGCCUCCGUGUUUGUUGUCAGCGCUAUUGGCGCCAUGGCCAUCUUUAUACUGCGGCGAAGUCAUAGGUUGCGAGUCUCCCGCGCUGCCCUGCACAAGUUGGGCGCGGACUCCAACUACUUCUCCUCCAACAUGUACAGUCCACACGUCACCAGCGCGUUCUAUGAAGGCGUGGAGGGCUCCCAGAGCGCGGCGCUGCGCGCGACGGCGGCGGGCGACUCGACGCUGCGCGAGUACCUGGAGUGCUCCGUCACCAGCGGCUCGGGCUCCGGCCUGCCGCUCAUGGUGCAGCGGACGCUCGCCAAGCAGGUCUCGCUCUGUGAGUGCGUCGGGAAGGGUCGUUACGGCGAGGUAUGGCGCGGUUCCUGGUACGCAGACAGUGUGGCUGUGAAGAUAUUCUUCUCCCGGGACGAGGCCAGCUGGCGCCGGGAGACUGAGAUAUACUCCACCGUGCUACUGCGACAUGAGAAUAUACUCGCCUAUAUAGGGAGCGAUAUGACUAGCAGAGGCAGUUGUACACAGUUAUGGCUGAUCACCCACUUCCACCCACUGGGGUCUCUGUACGAGCACCUCAACCGGAGCACUCUCACUCGACAUCAGAUGAUGGCCAUCUGUCUGUCCACCAUCAAUGGGCUCUUACAUCUACAUACUGAGAUACAUGGCACACAGGGUAAACCAGCAAUCGCCCACCGCGACAUAAAAACGAAGAAUAUCCUUAUAAAAGUGAACGGCGAGUGUUGUAUAGCGGACCUGGGCCUGGCAGUGACUCGCUCGCAACUGUCGUCCGGCCUACAUCACAACCCCAGGCAGGGGACCAAGCGGUAUAUGAGUCCCGAGAUGCUGGACCAGAGCAUCAACACAACCUGCCUGGAGUCGUUCCUGAAGUGCGACGUGUACGCGGUGGCGCUGGUGCUGUGGGAAGUAUGUCGCCGCGUGUCGCCGGCCGCGCGCGAGUACCGCCCGCCCUACUACGAGCUGGCCGCGCCGGACCCCAGCUUCGACGACAUGAGGAAGAUCGUCUGCGUCGACGCCGCUAGACCUGAACCGCCCGACGAUCCGCACCCCACAAUGGUAGGCAUGUCGCAGUUAAUGCGCGAGUGUUGGCACCAGAACGCGUCGGUCCGGCUGCCCGCGCUGCGCAUCAAGAAGACAUUACUGAAGCUCGCCGCCGCCGACAACUCCAUCAGACUCAACGAGGAUAAUGAAGUUUCUGUCUAA
Messenger RNA from Spodoptera littoralis (African cotton leafworm), 1746 nucleotides. The record is from the annotation of a GenBank genome assembly. NCBI's taxonomy places the organism in Eukaryota, Metazoa, Arthropoda, Insecta, Lepidoptera, Noctuidae.